Molecule: messenger RNA, 2821 nt
Organism: Arabidopsis thaliana (thale cress)
Lineage: Eukaryota; Viridiplantae; Streptophyta; Magnoliopsida; Brassicales; Brassicaceae
Product: heat-inducible transcription repressor (DUF639)
Exons: 10
Coding region: 570-2648 (692 amino acids)
Source: RefSeq, marked reviewed
ACACCUGAUAAGCACAGGUACUUAUCUGGAUUCAUUAUUAUUCCUACAAGACACGUGUAGAGAUAAGAUUAAAUGAGAUGGUCAUUUGAUCUAAUCUGAACCGUCAAAGUCUGCUGACGUGUUAAAAACACGUUUUACCGUGUCUUAACGAAACCAGCGAAGCCGAGAACGAAUCAGAGAUUUUUACCGAUAUCCGUCGCUCUCUCCUCCUCCGUCGUCGUGCUUCGCUUCUCUUGCGUGUCAUCUUUUUCGACAAACCCAAAAUCAAGGCAGAAUCUGAUAAUCGAAAGGACCCAGUAGAAAACUUCGCGAGGAAUCAAGGGUUAGAAGCCCUAACUUGAUCGCUAAUUCGAGAAUGAAGCAUUUGGAUUGAGGGCAAAAAUCGACGUUUUUAAAAAGUCUGAACUGAGGUGGAUUCGUUGAGAUCAUCUGAUCAAAUGCUCUUCGUGGAAGUAAACAUUUGAGGUGAUUUGGAGUUAUUGUUUUGGAAUGUUUUCGACUUUGUCAGCUUCUACGAUGCUCUAGAUUUGAGGUGGAGGCAAACCAGGUCGGUAACAAGGUAAGGGGGUAUGUCGAGCAAAACCCGGAAUAUGCUUGAAGGUUUGGUUAGAGAUACUUCUUUUAAAUGGUUGCUCGGGAAACAAAGUUCUUUCGAUGAAGAAAUCGAGGAAAUGGGAAGAUCUCCAUCAGCUGGGACUAAUUGGAUACCUGAGCUUUCUCCUAUUGCCAAUGUGGUUGUCCGCAGGUGUUCAAAAAUACUCGGUGUUUCUGCAAACGAGCUACGAGAUAGUUUCAAACAAGAGGCAUUUGAAUCUCUCAAGCAGCCUUCUCUAUUUCCAAGGAACUUUCUAGAGUACUGUUGUUUCAGAGCACUUUCACUGUCUGUUGGAGUAACAGGUCAUCUAGCCGAUAAAAAGUUUCGGCGCUUAACAUUUGACAUGAUGGUUGUCUGGGAAGUCCCAGCUGUUGCUAGCCAGGCUUUACUCAGUGUAGAAGAAGAUGCAACAGUGAGUUUAGAAGCCUUCUCACGGAUCGCACCAGCAGUUCCAAUAAUAGCUGAUGUGAUUAUAUGUGAUAAUCUGUUUCAAAUGCUUACUUCAUCAACGGGUGGUCGGCUUCAGUUCUCUGUUUAUGACAAGUAUUUACAUGGCCUGGAGAGAGCAAUAAAGAAGAUGAGGACUCAGUCCGAAUCAUCUUUGCUUUCUGGUGUUCGAUCAAAAAGAGAAAAGAUUCUGGAAAUAGACGGGACAGUUACUACCCAACCAGUUCUUGAACAUGUCGGAAUAUCAACGUGGCCAGGUCGCUUAAUCCUGACAGACCAUUCCCUAUAUUUUGAGGCCUUAAAGGUCGUGUCUUAUGACACACCAAAGCGAUAUCACCUAUCUGAAGAUCUAAAGCAAAUAAUUAAACCUGAGUUAACUGGUCCUUGGGGCACUCGGCUUUUCGACAAGGCCGUUUCUUACCAGUCUAUAUCUCUAUCAGAACCAGUGGUAAUGGAAUUCCCAGAGCUUAAAGGCCACACACGCCGUGAUUACUGGCUCACUAUUAUACAAGAGGUAUUAUAUGUUCAUAGAUACAUAAACAAGUACAAGAUCACCGGUUUGGCAAGAGACGAAGCACUUUCAAAGGCUGUCCUUGGCGUUAUGCGUGUCCAAGCUCUUCAAGAACUCAAUUUGACAAACGCAAUGCGGUACGAAAAUCUUCUCCCGUUCAAUCUCUGCGAUCAGCUUCCCGGUGGAGAUCUGAUUCUUGAGACGCUUGCAGAGAUGUCUACCUCAAGAGAGCUCCAUCGAUCAAAUAAAUCCAAAGAUACAGGGACAUUACAUUCCUCAGCUUCUGAUAUGGUUUCGCAGCUGGGUUCUGUGUUUGGAGGGUCAAGUCCUAGGAGCAGGAGGGAGACGAGUAGUCUUGUGGUAGGUGAAGUAGUGGUUGGAGAUGUGAAUCCAUUAGAGAGAGCAGUGAAGGAGUCGCGCAAGAAAUACGAGAAAGUAGUUCUAGCGCAAGAGACGAUUAAUGGGGUGAAAAUGGGUGGCAUUGACACCAACUUAGCCGUGAUGAAGGAACUGAUGCUUCCAAUAAUGGAAACCUGGAACUUAAUUCUAUCUGUGGUGUAUUGGGAUGAUCCUACAAAGUCUAGUGUUUUCUGUCUCUUGACCACUUUCAUAAUUUGGAGGGGAUGGCUUGUUUAUGUCUUUGCUCUUGCGUCUCUCUUCUCUGCCAUCUUCAUGGUUCUCACAAGAUGUUUCAGCAGAGAAAAGCUCAUGAUCGAGCUGAAAGUAACUGCUCCUCCUCCAAUGAACACAAUGGAACAGCUUUUGGCAGUCCAGAACGGGAUCUCGGAGCUCGAACAGAACAUUCAAGACGCAAACAUCGUUCUUCUCAAGUUCCGAGCUUUAUUAUUCUCGCUUUUCCCUCAGGCGAGCCAGAAGUUUGCGAUUGCGAUUGUGGUCGCAGCGACGAUGAUGGCCUUUGUUCCGGGACGCUACUUGCUUUCGGUUGUAUUUGUUGAGCUUUUCACAAGAUACUCGCCACCAAGGAGAGCUAGCACGGAACGGUUAAUAAGGCGGUUGAGAGAGUGGUGGUUUAGUAUACCAGCGGCUCCAGUGGUCCUUCUACAUGACAAGAACAAUAAGAAGAAGAAGAACUAAUUGGAGAGCGUCUAUAGUUGCCACAGACGUACAUAUAUACUUAUAAUCUAUACAUUUAUGUAUGUAUGUAUGUAUGCAGUUUGUGUAUGUAUUAAGCUUAAUUUCGGGAGCCAACUCUUGAAUUCAAUAAAAUUUUACAAAAAUAAUGAAUUUUUGAAAUAAAAAAGAUGAUC